AUGGCCACCCCCACAAGAUCGCCGGCCUACACGACGCGAUUCCUGGCGUCGGAGGGAAUCCCUGAGUACAAUGCACUACUAGACAACCACCUGCGGGACCACCAAAAGUUCCUCCUCGGCUCCAGAUCCAACCUCGCCCUCCUGCAGACAACCGGCGCGAUCGCCAAGGUCGAGCCCGGCGCGUCGGACGACCAGUACAUUGUCUACUUGGAGUCGCCCAAGCCGCAGCGCAAGCCCCCACUGCCAAAAUCCGCGCAUGCUGUGCCACGCCAAGCCAAGAAGAAGACCAAGAAACCAGCGCCGUCGCCCCUACGAGUGGCGAGCGCCCAUGGCCUUCGUAAAAAGAAGGACCACGUCGAGCCAUUUGCUGAGAUGCCGCCAAUGGCGCAGCUCGCGACGCCGACAAAGCCACUGGUCCGGCACCGCAGUGCAUCGGCUCUUGGCCAUCGACCGUCGAUACUGGCGGACGAGGCGACCAAGCCGACGGUCAACCACUUGCUCGAGAGCGACAUGGCGUACCACGAGAAGAUUCUGGCGCUGCAAAAGGACAUUGCGUCGCUGGAUGCAGAGAAGAAAACCAUCGACAAGAGCAUCGACAGCAUGCGCAAGCAGCUGCGCGGCGUCCACGCCGUCCAAGAGAACGACCAAGCGGUCGCUCACUGCCUCUCGGUCGUCCAGCACCGCUUCAACAAGGCCGAGGAAGAGUGCAUGAAGGCUGUGACGCAGCAAGCCGCCGUGCGCACAGCGAUCGAUUACCUUCGCCAAGAGCUGCUGUCCUUGGGCCAAGUGCAGCGCAAGCUCGAGUCGGACAUCCAGGACGCGCAAACAAAGAUCAUUGAAGCCGAGGAGCGCAUCAACACAACCCGAGAAGUCGCGACUGACACGAUGAACGAGCUCGCCGACUUGGAACGGCAGGCUGAAGCCGACGCGGUCGAGCGUGUGCUCAAGCUGCCACCCGAAGACAACUUUGUGCAUAUGGACGUUCCCCGCAUGAUGGCGUUGAUCCACGACAGAGCGGCGGCGCGGGAGCAAGUGCUGGCGUCGAUGAAAGCGAGCAAUGCCGCGGCCGAAGCCAAAGAGAAGAUCGCCGACGCCACCGACCCUCCGCUCCGCCACAAGAAAACGUUCGAGACGAUCCAAACCGAGCUCGACGUCCCUAGCAUCGAGGCGUUCGUCGACGCCUUUGUCGAGACCGAGACCCAACUUAUCUCACUGUACAAAUUGGACCUGGAGCAGCAAGCCGAAGUCAAGCGCUUUGAAGAUCAGCUGGCGGCGCUCGAGGAAGAAGCAGCCCAAAUUCAGACGUCGACGCGUGCAGCGGACGCGGCCAAGGCGAUUGAGACCCAGAGUGCGCAAGAGAAGCUCCGUAUCGCCGAGCGCAAGACCCAAGAGUACUUGGAGCUCACGCGGAAGUGCUCGAUGGAGCACGACGUGUUGCGCGCGCCGAUUCUGCACCUUCUCGAAGUGCUGAGAACUGACAAGCACGUGCUGCAAGGCAACGGGUACAUUGCGGCUGUCCAGGACAUGCCACUGCCGGCGAUUCUCGGAAUUGCCCAAGAGCGCAUUGUUGAAAUUGCGAUAACAAAUCGCAUGAAGCUGAACGCGACGACAAAGGAGCCGACCCGACGCGACUCGAGCCGCAGCAAGAAGGACAUUCCGUCGGCCAUCGUGGUUGGGCCGCGGGUGCCACUGGCCACGGUCCCGUCGCCCAUGUCAGCCGACGCGCUCGGGUCCUUUGAGACGCUUGCCUCGACCAUGGUGCUUCCGGCAGUUCUCACCAGCGACGCGGCCAUGGACAACACGACGCCUGUCUCGCCCGACCAGCUCCUCCAGCGAGCAAUCUUCCAGUAA
Molecule: messenger RNA, 1851 nt
Organism: Saprolegnia diclina VS20
Lineage: Eukaryota; Oomycota; Saprolegniomycetes; Saprolegniales; Saprolegniaceae
Exons: 11
Coding region: 1-1851 (616 amino acids)
Source: RefSeq, a predicted model, not a curated record